UAAGCUGACCAUAAUAAUAACAACAGCGGAGCAGGGUCGCGAUAGGAAUGUACCGAGUUCUUCCUCUCCUUCGUGCGGCGACGUUACGAUAUUAAAACACACAUAUACGCAAUUUUAUUGUGCUCCGACGAACAAAUAUGAAUGACGAUUGAGAGACUUCCUCGUCGCUGAGGGGGACUCGGAUCAACGAGAACCGAGAACGAGCGCGAGGUGCGCCUUUGGAGGUUAGGAUCGAGCGCAGAAAUCGUCAGGCGCGAGAGACGACGACGACGACGACGGGUGAGAGGGAUGGCCGAGAAGGAGAACGCCGUGGCCGGCGGCUCGUCGAUGACGCAGUGCUACGAGAAUUACAUCAUCGUCGACGUCGGCGCGAAUCUGACGAACAAGAAGUACAGCCGGGACCUGGACAGCGUGAUACAGAGGGCGAAGGACGCCGGUGUGCAGAAAAUCAUGGUGACAGGCGCGAGCAUCCGUUCGAGCAAGGAGGCUCUGAGACUGACUAGAAUAUACCCGGGGACGCUGUAUUCGACCGCCGGCGUGCAUCCGCACGACGCGAAGUCGUGGGAGGAGCCGGACACCCUGCAGGAGCUCGAGAGCAUAGCCGGGAAUCCGGAGUGCGUGGCGAUCGGCGAGUGCGGCCUGGACUACAGUCGCGACUUCUCCGCGCCGGAGACGCAACGGGCGGUCUUUCACAAGCAGAUCGAGCUGGCGUGCACGUUGAACAAGCCGUUGAUCAUCCACGAGAGGGGGGCGCAGAAGGACGUGCUGGAGGUCCUCGGCCGGUACGAGAAUCGGCUGCCGCCUGUCUUGAUCCACUCGUUCAUCGGCACCGCGGACGAAGCGCAGGUUUAUCUGGAUCAGGGCUUCUACCUCGGCAUCACGGGUUACCUGUGUAAGGACAAGUCCGACAGCGGAAUCAGGCAGCUGCUGGAGGGCGGACAGGCGCCGUUGGAGAGAAUCCUCGUGGAGACCGACGCGCCGUUCAUGUAUCCCAACACGAGAGCGAGCAAAUUGCCGGUUCACGUGAAGGACGCCCUCACCGAGCGUUCCAUGACUUUCCUCCAUCGUUACUGCACCUUCCAGCGUAACGAGCCGUGCGCCUUGCCGGCGAUCGUCGAGAUGGUCGCGGCGUUCAUGCGCACGACACCGGAGGAAGUCGCCCUCGCCACCGCUUUCAACGCUCUGAAACUAUUUGGGCUGAAUCAAUGAUGACGGCAGUCAUCUCUCUCGAGAUUCCGAGGACGAGAUCUGGUGCUAGUAGGUGCUACCCACGGUAAAAUUGCAUUCUUCUCUAAAGGGGGUCUACAGUGAGAAUUUAAGGCGCAAGGUUUGAGAAACUGACCAAUCGUAAUCGAUCUUUCUUCUAUAGCUCGACUCUGAUUGGUCAGUUUUUUUUUUUAAGGCUUAAAGGCUUACAGCUUGAAGUAUCUACACUGAGACUAACGCGUCUAACAACGUGCUUCAUUUGAGUCCCUGAUAUAUCCGUUUCUUUAUAUUCUGUUUCGUUCUUUUAUCGAACGGUAAUGUGAAAAUUUCGGCUGCUUGUAGAACACCUGGGCGAACGUUUACCGGUAAGUUCGCGCGAAUCUGUGACUUGUUAGAGGAUCACGAAAAUUUGUAUGUUUUUUUUGCGAUACCUAUAUACAUUUAAUCCAUUUAAUCUAUAUAUAUAUAUAUAUAUUAUAUAUACAUAUUCGUCUAUGUGUAUGUACGGAAUAUUUUUAUCAUUUAUCGACAUUUCUGGAUUCCCACGUCUCUCUUCAUUUUGUUG
Molecule: messenger RNA, 1771 nt
Organism: Dinoponera quadriceps
Lineage: Eukaryota; Metazoa; Arthropoda; Insecta; Hymenoptera; Formicidae
Product: tat-linked quality control protein TatD
Exons: 2
Coding region: 289-1209 (306 amino acids)
Cellular component (GO): cytosol
Molecular function (GO): single-stranded DNA 3'-5' DNA exonuclease activity
Source: RefSeq, a predicted model, not a curated record